UCCGCACCGCCUCUCCGGCCCAGGGUCCCCGGGUCGGUGCGAGCAAGCGUGCGUGCGUCCUUCGGCCCGCUGUCCUGCCCGCAUCCCACCGCCCGCUUGAUGCCCAGAAGUUGUUGCUGAGCUUGGCUGACCAGCACUGGUAUCUGGGAGUUCCGUCCAGGUGGCAGGAACCUGACUACUGGAGUUGUCGCUGCUACCUCCCAGGGUCUGCACUGGCAGGAAGUUGGAACCAGGAGCUGGAGUGAGGAAUCAAAGCCAGGUACUUCCAUGUGGGAUACAGGAGCCUGAAGUCCCCAUCAAAGCCCUUGGGACGUCUUCCUCCAGGAUCCAGGUGUGUCCUCAGUGAGAAGGUGUAGAGUCCUCACGUCGAAUUCAAGGUCUGAGCUGAGCGGGGCCAUGGGCUGCAAGGUCCUUCUCAACUUUGGCCAGCGGAUGCUGCGGCGGAAGGUGGUGGACUGCAGCCGGGAAGAGAGCCGUCUGUCCCGCUGCCUGAACACGUUUGACCUGGUGGCCCUCGGGGUGGGCAGCACGCUGGGUGCGGGCGUCUACGUCCUGGCUGGAGCUGUGGCCCGCGAGGAUGCUGGCCCCGCCAUCGUCAUCUCCUUCCUGAUCGCUGCGCUGGCCUCGGUGCUGGCUGGCCUGUGUUAUGGCGAGUUCGGUGCCCGGGUCCCCAAGACGGGCUCAGCCUACCUCUACAGCUACGUCACCGUCGGAGAGCUGUGGGCCUUCAUCACCGGCUGGAACUUGAUCCUUUCCUACAUCAUCGGUGCUUCAAGUGUAGCAAGGGCAUGGAGUGCAACGUUUGAUGAGCUGAUAGGCAAACCCAUUGGGGAGUUUGCGAAGACGCACAUGGCCCUGAAUGCCCCUGGGGUGCUGGCCGAAAACCCUGACAUAUUUGCUGUGAUCAUAAUUCUCAUCUUAACAGGACUCCUGACCCUUGGUGUGAAGGAAUCAGCCAUGGUCAACAAGAUAUUCACCUGCAUCAACGUUCUAGUCCUGGGCUUCAUAAUGGUGUCAGGGUUUGUGAAGGGAUCCAUCGAAAAGUGGCAACUCACGCCCGACUUCCACUGCUUGAACAAUGACACGAAGGAAGGGAAGCCCGGUGUUGGUGGCUUCAUGCCUUUUGGCUUCUCUGGCGUCCUAUCGGGGGCGGCGACCUGCUUCUACGCCUUUGUGGGCUUUGACUGCAUUGCCACCACAGGUGAAGAGGUCAAGAACCCCCAGAAGGCCAUCCCCAUGGGCAUUGUCUUGUCGCUGCUGAUUUGCUUCAUUGCCUACUUCGGGGUGUCUGCGGCCCUCACGCUCAUGAUGCCUUACAUGUGCCUGGACAAGGACAGCCCCCUGCCCGACGCCUUCAAGCACGUGGGCUGGGAAGGCGCUAAGUAUGCAGUGGCCGUGGGCUCCCUCUGUGCGCUGUCCGCCAGUCUUUUAGGUUCCAUGUUCCCCAUGCCCCGUGUUAUCUACGCCAUGGCAGAAGAUGGACUGCUGUUCAGAUUUCUGGCCAAAGUCAACGAUAGGACCAAAACACCAAUAAUCGCCACGUUGACCUCGGGCGCCAUCGCAGCUGUGAUGGCCUUCCUUUUCGACCUGAAGGACCUGGUGGACCUCAUGUCAAUCGGCACUCUGCUGGCCUACUCUCUGGUGGCAGCCUGUGUGUUGGUGUUGCGGUAUCAGCCAGAGCAGCCUAAUCUGGUGUACCAGAUGGCCAGGACGACCGAUGAGCUAGAUCAAGUGGACCAGAAUGAACUGGUGAGCACCAGUGACUCCCAGACAGGCUUUCUGCCAGAAUCAGAGAAGUUCUCUUUGAAAGCUGUAUUCUCACCCAAAACCCUGGAGCCUUCCAAAUUCUCCGGGCUAAUCGUGAAUGUCUCCGCCAGCCUCGUAGCUGUUCUCAUCAUCACCGUGUGCAUUGUGGCCGUGCUCGGCAAGGAGGCCCUGGCCCAAGGGUCACUGUGGGCCAUCUUUGUGCUCGCGGGCUCUGCUGUGCUGUGCACGCUGGUCACAGCCAUCAUCUGGAGGCAGCCUGAGAGCAAGACCAAGCUGUCGUUUAAGGUGCCCUUCGUGCCGCUGCUGCCUGUCCUGAGCAUCUUCGUGAACGUCUAUCUCAUGAUGCAGCUGGAUCAGGGCACCUGGGUCCGCUUUGCCGUGUGGAUGCUGAUAGGCUUCGCCAUCUACUUCGGCUAUGGGCUGUGGCACAGCGAGGAGGCGUCCCUGGCCGCGGGCCAGGCAAGGACUCCUGAGGGCAACUUGGACCAGUGCAAGUGACGCGCAGCCCCGCCCGCUGAGGGCCGCCACGCCCCCUGCCCUCCCCAGCGGGGCCGCGGGACCCAUCCACUCCCCAGGCGCCCCCAAGCGGGCAAUUACUUGAACUGCAGCCUCGGCCACAGCGGUUGAGGCCGGUCACCUCCAGCAGCUCCUUGGCAGGGGGUGGCCGCCAUGUCUCCUCACCCCCGCUCCAAAGCAAGCAAACAGCAAUUCUGUCGCCAGCUCCGUCCCGGGCCGCGGCGGCCAGCUUCUCUCCUCAGCUCGGGACCGCGGGCUGCCCUCCCCGGGACCAUGCUGGCCUGUGAACUGCACACCCCGCGGCUGGCCACAGGCCCACGGCCCGGCUGCUGUCCCACCCCGGCCCCUGCGAGCCGGGCGCCCUCGGUGGGCGGCCCCUGGGGUUGCAGUCAGGGGUCUGAUUUGCAAAGGACGCAGGGCCUCCGGCUGCGGGGAGAAUGGGGCCGGGGGCGCCUACGCAGUGCGCACGCCAGACGCUGCCCCAGCCCCGGCGGGGCCUCGCGGCUGCCGGCCUCCAUCCCUGCUGGCCAUGCAUGCUAAGCCUCUGGAACGGGAGACGAGGGGCGCAGCGUUGGCCUCGGGGCGGCGGCGUGUAGAACUCUCCGGGGGGCUGUCCCAGUCACCGAAUCUGCUGGGGUGCCUAAGGUUCCCUGAGCAGGAGGCAGCUCAGUGACCUGGUGACCCCAGCCGUGGGCUGCGAGCCCCUGCGUGUGCGCCGCGGGAUUCAGUCCUCCUGGCAGCUGCUCGAGUCCCUGCGCCAGGUUUCCUUGGGGCUUGGCUCGGAAAACGACCGGAUCGCGACCGCCCGCCUGGCCGGCCACACUCCCGCCCGCUUCAAGUGCUUGAGCCUGCCCGAGGCCCCGCCGGGACUCAGGUGUCCGCGCCCGGCACGCUGUGCCCCUCCCGCUCAGCUCAGGCGGCAGCCCUGGUUCGCAUGCUUCUUGGGGAGCGCCGGCGGGGCCUUGCUCCCGUGGAGUGGGUGUCUCCGGCGCCAGCAGGCCCCGGGUGGUCUCUCUGGUGCCCCGGGUAACACCAGAGCUGCUUGCAAAGCUGUUUCCCGCUCCUUCCCCGGCUGUCCUCCCACACGGAAAAGCCUACACGUUGGCUGCACUUGUCUCUCCUCGCCUCCCAGAAGGUUCUCAGCACUCCAAGAAUGAGGGCCACAGCCCGAGGGCCUGCUCUCCCAGGGCCCAGCCCAUGGCAGUCGCUGCCUGCCUCCCGGAAGCUUCCCUCUGAAUGUCCCAGAGGGAGUGGCACGAAGCUCAGAGCUCGGGUUUCCAAAGAAAGAUAUUUAAAUUUAUGUAGCUUUGGUGCUGUAAAAUAUUUUGAUAAACAUUAACUUAUUUUGUUGGGGUUUUGGUUGUCUGUCGUCUUCUUAGGACCUAAUACCUGUUUUUUUUUUUUUCUUCUUCUUUUAUUUUUCUACAUAGGCAAAGAGAACUCGAGGGAAAGAGGGUGUCCAAGGACAGCUGGCGGGGGGAGGGGAAACUUUUUUUUCUUUCUUUCUUUCUGGCUGAGAUGUCCACAGAGGACAGCACCUUGCAGAGACCGCGGUCAGCCACGUGUCGCACGCAUUGCACUGAGGGAAGGCGCGCUGCGUGGGUCCGCCCUCUUGCUUGUCUGGGACACUGGGGCCGGCCCAGGCGCUGCCCCGUGCCCGCCCAAGCUUGGCUUUUAUCCAGAGCCGUUUCUGUACCGUUGUUGGGAGCGCCCUGUACACGGGGACAGGGCCGGAAGCAGUGGUGUCUGGGUGAACCCCCCAUUGUAGUUGGCUUUCUCUUAACAUCCCAGGUGCCUUCCCCUGCAAUGAAUACACAUACGGGCACAAAAAAAGGACCCAUCGUUUCGCGGCUCUGUUUUUAUUAUUAUUAUUAAAGAUUUAUUUUAUUUGGAAGAGCUACAGAGAAAGAGGGAGAGAGCAAGCUGGUUCACUCCCCAGAGGGCUGCAAAGGCCUGGGCUGGGCCAGGCCAAAUCCAGGAGCUGCUUCUAGAUCUCUCACGUGGGUGCAGGGGCUCGGACGCUUGGGCCAUCUUCUGCUGCUUGUCCCAGGUGUAUGAGCAGGGAGCUGGAUGGGAACUGAUGCGGCCCGGCUUGGCGUCUCCUAACGUCUCUGUGCCCGUGAGAAUCAUCCUGGGUUCACAGCCGGCCCAGGAUUAUCUUGCAGGGGAAACUUCCAAUCUGUAUCAGCCGCAAGCCCACCCACCCUGGAAAGACCCAUGUGCCAUGAAUAAGGGGCCCUCCUGCCUCGCCACCACCAUCUGCGUGCGUCCGUGACCCCUAUUCGCUAAGGACCCAGGACCUCGGCCCCAGAGCAGGGGAGUCCUGCAGAGGCAGGGCAGGCCCCACGCCCUCCCCGCUCACGCCUCCGGGAGAGGGACAGAAAGCCUGCCGCGUGGCUCGGAUCAUCCCCAGCUUUGAGCUUCUGUUUUGUGCGGCAGCAAACCCUUUCCACCAAGCCUCCGCCUUCCAUCCAGCGAUCGUCCAUGCGGUCCCGCAUGCUGACUGCUGAUGGGGCCGCCCCCGGCACGGCACCAGACGGCACCUGCGACGCGGAGGCCCUCCCGCCCUGUCUGCCGCGCUCCCCGCCUGCACGUCCGGCCUGGCGCUGGGGCAGGCAGCUGGAACUCGGGUCAUAAGUGCCAUUCUCCCUGCGUCCGCCACCAGCCAGUGUUGGCGGUCCCACCCAAGGCCAGGCAGGUGGAGCUUGGAGGCGGAGCCGGGAGUCCUGCAAGGACGGCUGGAUUCCUGGGACAAAGAUGGCCACGCCCAGGCCUGGAGGCCCCGCCCCCACCCCUGGUGCCAGGGCGCAUCUACACACACGCACCCCCGCGACACCACUAGGACUGCCCCGGGCUGGAUGGAGAGCUGUCACCAGGUGCACACUCCCGGGGGCUGCCGAGCUUCGGGAGGAGGGAAUUGUUGGGGAGACGGGGUGUGACCUAUGUGCGUGGAAUUGUCACUGAGUUCAUGCCGUGUGUAAUUGCUGCACGUCAUUCAAACGGCGUCUGUUUGCCGUGGUCAUAAGAGCAUCACACGUUCCCCCCUCCCUCCCCGCAGCAAGAGCGACAUGUGCGUUUUGUCAGACUCCUGUGGACAUGUUGUGGGGAAUGGGUAGCGACACACUUAACUGAUCCGGUAGUGCAAGAUGCUACCCUCCGCACAUCAGCGAGGUUACGAUGCCUAAAGGCUUUUGUAAAGCUAAAAACCAGUGUCAACUGCUUUUCGAGUUCCUCUCUGGAGUCUGCGGCCUUCCUGUGCCUGCUGCUUCUCGGAGGCUUGGUGUGUUGUCUCCAGAGGGCCCUGGCUCCGCCAAAGGGUCUCAGGGCACAGGCCUGGGUCACCCUGUGAGCGGGCAGAGCCCAGAGACCUGGGCCCGGCGGAUUUUCUCAGGGUAUGAGUGUGUGCAGCAGGGACAGGAAACAGGCCAGGAGGACACAUCGGGACUGUUAAUUUAUUAAGAUCUCUGAUUUCCUGUUUUUUCCAUCACAGACUUUUAAGUUUGGGACUUAUUUUCCCUUUGGAGACGUUGUAAUAUAUAUUUAAGAUAAAUUUCCUGCUUAAGUUGUGCCUUGUGGCUUCACUGGGUUUUAGGGGCACAGGGGUCGUGCUGCUGAAGAGGGUGGGUUUAUUAUCAAACCUGGAGCGCUGUGGUUUCCAGCAAACUGUCUUCUACUGAAUGUGGAGCCAUUAUUAAGAGUUGUGCAUUUUAUUAUGUAAAUUGUAUGAUAAUUUUUGCUUGUUUGAUGUUCUAUUUUUCUACUAGUUUUUCUUAGAGUUUCUUAAAUAAUUAUACUAGAUUUCGAUUCUGAUGCUAACUGCAAACCAGGCUGGUUGCUGCUUGGGCCCCUCUGGGUUUUAUUGUGUUGUAUUUUAUUUUUUAAAGGGCAAGUGCAGGUGUCGCCUCUCACCUUAAAGAAAAUGUGAAACUCUUCCAUCUCCCAUUUCUGCUGACCACACUGUACAUCCACAACUUCCCACCGUGCUUUCCAUGGUCAAAAGAAAAAAAGGAAAAAAGCGCUAUCUUAUGCUUCCACAAAUUCCAAUAAAUGCUGUC
Molecule: messenger RNA, 6338 nt
Organism: Lepus europaeus (European hare)
Lineage: Eukaryota; Metazoa; Chordata; Mammalia; Lagomorpha; Leporidae
Gene: SLC7A1
Product: solute carrier family 7 member 1
Exons: 14
Coding region: 397-2265 (622 amino acids)
Biological process (GO): transmembrane transport; amino acid transport
Cellular component (GO): plasma membrane
Molecular function (GO): amino acid transmembrane transporter activity
Source: RefSeq, a predicted model, not a curated record